Messenger RNA from Labrus mixtus (cuckoo wrasse), 3195 nucleotides. It is a transcript of the gene prima1, whose product is annotated as proline rich membrane anchor 1. Bases 542 to 1198 code for a protein of 218 amino acids. The transcript is spliced from 4 exons. NCBI's taxonomy places the organism in Eukaryota, Metazoa, Chordata, Actinopteri, Labriformes, Labridae. The record is from RefSeq and is a predicted model, not a curated record.
GGAGGGGGACUUUUUUGAGAGAGAGAAAGAGAGAGAGAGAGAGAAGCGGAGGGAGAAUUUGUUUGAGCACACGCUGUCAGGAUGAGCUGAUGUGAGCGCUGCAUCAAGUGCGCGGACGGUGAUGCUCCCGUAUAAAACACCGCGCUGUAUUUUGGCACAGAGGGGGGAUGCAUCAGUUUAACCCUCGGCUCUGCCCUCCGGACUCGCCCAUCCAGUAAUCCAGCCUCAAAUAAGUUAAGGGGGGCAUGUGUGAUAUCCCCUUGCGAGGAAUCCUGCCGCACGAUCAUUCCUGAGGAUCUCUCUCUCUGUUCGCUUUCCUUUCUUUUUUUUUUUUUUCAACUUCGAUGGCUUGAGUGGCCCAUUUGCACUCAUGCUCGUAGUCGAGGAGGGAUGUAAAGGUACGGGCCAUCCACCGCCCUCACAUUGCACGGAGUAGCGGCGUGAUUCAGGUCGCUGUCUGAGUGCCAAUCUGCAAGAUAAAACUACUUUCGAGAUGUGAAUUAUUGAGAUUUGCAACUCAUUCCGCCGACUCGCCUGUCCUAUGCUAUCGACAACGGGAAUUCAAGAGGAAAUUGAUUGUGGCAUAAACUAUUUCUGGAGACGCUUGUCACAGAUAUCGCCGCCGAACUGGACAGGGUGGAUGGUUAUUUCCCAAACUGUUCAAGCCUAUGUAUACUGCAUUCAUUUGUUGGAAACGCUGCCUAAUAUCUUCGAGAACAGCUCUAGAGGAAUGCUGGUCCAAGAUCUAAUGCCAUUUACUUUAAGUUUUUGGCCUUUUUUCUUCGGUCAUUGCCUUCUCUCACUGUUUUUACUCUCAUGCCAGGGAGAACUCCAGAGGUCAUGCUCACGGACUGUGGCGGAGAAAGUUAGUGAACAGUGCCAGCUGGCAUGCCACUGUAGAAGAUACCCUCCUCUCCCUCCACCACCGCCUCCGCCGCCUCCUCCACGGCUUCUAGUCACCACAGUGACAGUGCCCAUGGUGCCCUCGUUGAGGCCCUGGUGGAUGGAGAUGGACUUUGUAGUGCUCGGAACGGUGGGCUGUGCCUCAGUGGUCUUCCUCCUUUCUGCCAUCAUCAUCUGCUACAAGGCCAUCAAGAGGAAACCACUCCGGAAAGAAGAGAAUGGGACAAGUCGUGGAGAAUAUGCCAUGAGCAUCCGUAACAAGAAGGCCAUGGGUACAAACAACACUGUAGUAUAGUCUCCUGGCAGAAGCAGAAAGUGACAUCACCAAUAACAUCUCUCACCCUCUACUGAUUACAACAAUCCCAUCUCACCCAGAAUGCAACAGGGUUUCAUCCUUGAGGUUUUCAAAUAGGUAAACCGUCCCUCUUUUCUUGGCAUGUUGCCCGGACAUGAAGACACCAUUCAGCUCCAGACAAGCUGUUAAAGAUGGAACGGAUAAAAAAAUCAAGGCAGAACGGACGGAGAGAAAAGAUCCACAAAGCCCCCAUGGUGCCGAAAGUGGCCCAGCAGGCUGAACAUUAUGCUCUUAGUAACAGCAAGUGUUGCUGACAGGCUGGUUGGCUGCUGGCUGGAGAGGGACUGUCUGCCAGUCUGCCGCAGAUCCAGACCUCACACACACUGUUGACAUCUGCAACAGAACAAAGCAGCCGCCCUGCAGUCCCACAGGACAGUCCAUCACACACAAAUAAACGUGCAUGCAGUUUUUACAGAGAAUGCAACUUUUUUAUACUUCAAUCCCCACACUGUCCAUCUUUUGUUCUCCAUUUUCUGAGACAGAUGCUUUGUGAGAGGCAUGGUGUUAACUGUCACUCCAGGCUUUGACAUGUGGAUUCAUCUGACUAUGCAAUUUAAAGAAAUCCAUAUUUCAAGAGGAAAGGAGCAACAACAUAAACACAGUGCAUUGUGGUUAUUUAACCACGUCAAAAAUGCCAACCAAGGCUUAUCUCAAUGUAAUAUACUCCAGUCAUUCAUCGAUUUAUUUUUUUCUCUAUUUAUUUUGUUAUCUACCUUUGAAUUUAUUUUUCUACUUAAAAGGAAAUAACUGUCUCGUAAUUUUCAUGCAUCAUUACAAACAUUUGAACAUUUUUAUGAAUUCACCUGAUUUCCCCACAGCUCUGUUUUUUUAAGUGAAUAAUUUAUACACCAUACAAUUCAUUUGUGAUGUCCCGAUGCUUAAACCUUCUGUCAGUUCGUCCAGACCAAGAGUUUUGGUAUCGGAUGUUUUGUCUCUGGGUGUGUGAUGUUCUAUCUUAAUGUGUGUUUUCCAGUCAUUAUCUAUGCUCUGCAUCAUAUGCCAGUUUUAAUUGUGCUACUAAAUCCAAGAUCCACCCUCAAAAAGAAGUUAAACAGCUUUUUUUUAAAUUUUUUUGUUUGAUUAUUCCAGAGUCUUGGAUUCAGCUAGAUGCCUUCAGCCAUGUUUUUGUUUGGAUUUGACAAUCUUCAUCUUUCAGUUUGUCAGGCAAGCUUAGCCCAUUGCUAUAGAAACAGGGGACCUGAGCCUGGGGCUGACCUUAUGACUGAUGAGAGAUGGGAGACUUAGCCAAUAGCCAGAGAUCAGGUUGCACAGAGGAAGGCCUCAGCAGGGAUGUGUGUGUGUGUGACUCAGUGUUGUCGCAGGCAUCCUCCACAUCCCUUCUGGAAAAAAACACAACUGAGCUGAACUGGAGCAUCACUCAAAGCUGCUCUUCUUUAUUUUUUUCCUCUUCUUUUUUUUUUUUUUUUACAUUAAAUCUUUGUGUGUGUCUGUGUGUGCAUGUGAGAGUGUGUCUGCUUGUCUGUAGGUGAGCGUGCAUGCAGAUGAGUGUACUCGAAGAGAUUGGGCUGUACUCUGUGGCUGUCAGUUAAGUAUAGAUAUUGGCUAAACUGCGAUUUGGGGGGAAACACAUGCUUGCAUCUAAACAUGCACAGGUAUUAGCUAAAAGUAUACCCCACCAUUUACCUAUUUGAGAGAAGGAUGCAUGAAUGUAAAUAUUGAUAUUUAAAGAUCUGCCUUCUGGACUGUUAAUUAAUGUACAGUGUAACAGAACAUAUGUUUAUACAUAGUUAAACAAUGUGCUACCAUUUAGAAUAAUGUCAAUGUUGUCAUGUUGAUGGAGCAAGCCAUUAAUGUAUAUAUGGCAAUCGAUAGUACAAAACUCAAUUUAUGCAUUAUACCAAACAAAUAGAAAGAUGUGCAUAAGUUGACUUCAUUGCUGAGUUUUUCAGUUGUAAAUAAAACUGUACAGAACAACA